UUCUUCUCUCUUCAGCCUUGGUCGAAGCCUACAAGAUAUCCGCCUUGAAGUUAGUGGUGGACACAGAGAGCAGACUUCAGAAGUUGUGUGAUAUGGGUCAGAACUUCCAUCACGCUUGGAAUAAUUGCUCAGUCUUGCUAGUCCGAUGUGCUCAGGCUCACGUAAGAUAUUUCGUGUGCGUGAAAUUCCUCCAGCGCGUGACGUCAUCAGCUGUCAGCGAGGGCCUGAGGGGAGUCUUGCAUCAGCUGUGCAGAUUAUACCUUAUUUAUCAUAUCACAAUUAAUCAAGGGGAUUUUCUGAGGAGCGGCUCCCUGACCUCAGCCCAAAUCUCGACCCUGGAGGAUGACCUCAGCUUACUCUUGACCUCGCUUCGACCUCAAGCCGUGCCCAUCGUCGACGCCUUCGACAUCCACGACGAGAUUCUGGACUCGACUCUGGGGGCGUGGGAUGGCAGGGUGUAUGAGAGGUUAUACGAGGACGCUAAGAAGAGUCCCCUGAACAAGACCGAUGUCCCUGAAGCUUAUCACAAAUUCCUGAAACCUCUCAUGAAGUCACAGCUGUAGCGUCGAGACUUCCACUCGUAUCGCAGCUGUUGUGAGGGUCGUAGAGGUGGUUUUGCGGCAGGAGUCAGUAGGAGUUUCGUCCGUGUGGAUUUUUGUGAUUGUGUUGGUUAUUUAUUGCGUUGGUGGUGAUGAUGGGGAUGAUGGUGGUGAUGAUAAUGGUGAUGGUUUGAUGGUGGUGGUGGUGGUGAUGAUGGUGAUAAUGAUGGUGAUGGUGAUGAUGAUAGUGAUGAUGGUGGUGGUGAUGAUGGUGGUGAUGAUGAUGAUGAUAGUGAUGAUGAUGAUGAUGAUAAUGAUGAUGGUAAUGAUGAUGGUAAUGAUGAUGAUGAUGAUGAGCAAGGUAAAAUAUCAAAUACUGAAAAUAUAUUCUUUCAUCUUGAAAAUUGGUCAUAAAAUUUAAAUAUAUAUUGUCAUGAAUUGAAAAUUAUGUAUUUGCAUUAUUUUACAUGAACUUGGAAAUUGGAAAACUAAACUUAAGGAAUUAAUAUUUCUUCAUAGAGCAUUUAUUUAGCCUAAAACACACACACACACAAACACACACACACACACACACACACACACACACACACACACAAACACACACACACA
Penaeus monodon (black tiger shrimp) is the source of this 1148-nucleotide messenger RNA. Its product is annotated as peroxisomal acyl-coenzyme A oxidase 1-like. Gene Ontology annotation, cellular component: peroxisome. Lineage: Eukaryota; Metazoa; Arthropoda; Malacostraca; Decapoda; Penaeidae. The record is from RefSeq and is a predicted model, not a curated record. Gene Ontology annotation, molecular function: fatty acid binding; acyl-CoA oxidase activity; FAD binding. Bases 93 to 563 code for a protein of 156 amino acids. Gene Ontology annotation, biological process: lipid homeostasis; fatty acid beta-oxidation using acyl-CoA oxidase. The transcript has 4 exons.